Lates calcarifer (barramundi perch) is the source of this 3617-nucleotide messenger RNA. It is a transcript of the gene cables1, whose product is annotated as Cdk5 and Abl enzyme substrate 1. Gene Ontology annotation, cellular component: cytosol. Bases 180 to 1853 code for a protein of 557 amino acids. NCBI's taxonomy places the organism in Eukaryota, Metazoa, Chordata, Actinopteri, Centropomidae. Gene Ontology annotation, biological process: nervous system development; regulation of cell cycle. The transcript has 10 exons. The record is from RefSeq and is a predicted model, not a curated record.
UUUCCCUGUGCUGCCACAAUACUGCACACACGUGACCUCCCUGUUUUCACCCAGUUAAACGCAUGUACUUAAAAGACAGGCCACUACCAUUCACCAACACAAGCACGACCAACACAAUAUUAAUGUCAGCAAGGUAAGAUCGCCGCUGCGGGGACUCGGAUCACUGGAAGGGGGGGACCAUGGCGGCUGCCACGAGCAGCAACACAUCCACAGCCACGCUUCAGAUAAAGCACCCCAGUAUCGAGCAUACGCGGAAACGCAUAGACCCGAGGAGGAGGCAAGCGGCGCUGUCUUUUCUCAGCAACAUUUCUCUAGAUGGGCGACCCGUGCAAGACGACGGAGACAAUCAAAACGAGGAGGAGGGGGGCUCGCUCGAACCUAGGACUAGACAGAGCCUGGUUUCCCCGGAGCGCUCGGCGUCCGGAUCCUCUUCCUCCUCCUCCGCCGCCGCCGCCGCUGCUGCUGCGGCUGCUGCUGCUGCUGCGGCGACCACGGCCGCCCAGGCGCUCGCUUUUGCAAACCAGGCUCUCCUCGCCAGCAGCCACCGGGCUAGUUUCGGGGCUGGUCCCGCCGCGACUGCCCCGGCGGGCACGGACGCGGAGGGUGACGCUUUCGUGUCCUCGACGUUCAGCUCGCCCUUUUCCGCGGUCCCAGCCUCGGCUAGAGGGAGGCUGCAGACGUACACUCAGGGAAUCCUUCCUGCCUCUUACUCCAGACAGUCCUCCCAGAACUACUGCCUGGAGGGCGGACAGAUAGCCAACUCUGCCAUAGAGCUACAGAGGUCAAGACGAAGACUCAUCUCUCAGCGCUCUUCGCUUGAAACGCUUGAGGACAUUGAGGAAAAUGCUCCUCUACGCAGAUGCCGAACCCUAUCAGGUUCACCCCGACCAAAGAGCUUCAAGAAAGUCCACUUCAUAAAGAACAUGAGGCAACAUGAUAUGCGCAAUGGAAGGAUAGUCCUUAUCAGUGGCAGAAGAUCCUUCUAUAGUGUAUUUUCUGUCCUGCCCUAUCGAGAUUGUAGCCAAGCAGGGGAUGUAAAGCUGGAAGGAGGGCGUCAGCGGCACCCGUCAGGAGGCGUCAGUGCCAAGGAGAUGGUGAUCGGGCUGGAGGGGGUGGAGUUAGGAGCAGAUGGAAAGACUGUAUCCUACACCCAAUUCCUGUAUCCUACUAAUGUGCUGGGAGGUCGAAGAAACACCAUCGACUCCACCUCUUCCUUCUCUCAAUCUCGUAACGCCAGCCACCGCAGCCUCAGUUUGGGCCGAGCCAACAGCAACCAGAGCAGCCUAGACGCAGGGAAUGAUUUGGGAGACUUUCGCGAGUAUGACCCCAAUCUGCUGGAUGACCCUCAGUGGCCCUGUGGAAAACACAAGAGAGUCCUCAUCUUCCCCUCCUACAUGACUACGGUCAUUGAAUACGUCAAACCCUCUGACCUCAAGAAGGACAUGAACGAAACCUUCAAGGAGAAGUUCCCCCACAUAAGGCUCACACUCAGCAAGAUAAGGAGCUUGAAAAGGGAGAUAAGGAAGCUGGCCCAGGACGAAUGUGGUUACGAGGAACCCACAGUGGCCAUGGCUUUCGUCUACUUUGAAAAACUUGUCCUUCAAGGCAAACUAAACAAGCAGAAUCGUAAACUCUGUGCCGGAGCUUGUGUACUUCUGGCGGCCAAGAUCGGUGGCGAUCUCAAGAAGCAUGAAGUCAAGCUCCUGAUAGACAAACUGGAGGAGCGGUUCAGAGUGAACCGCAGAGAGCUGAUAGCCUUCGAGUUCCCGGUCCUGGUGGCGCUGGAGUUCAACCUGCACCUGCCCGAACACGAGAUCAUGCCCCACUACAGACGCCUGCUGCAGACCUCCUAGCAUUAGUGACCCAUCAGGAGGACGACCGCCAGGCUCUCCUCCUGAUCUGCCUCCUGCGAUAUCCAUCCUCCCACCUCCUCUCCUCCCUCGUCGCCGUCGGACGACAGCUUCAUGGCGCCACGGGUUGCCACUCGACUGCAGCCAUUCAUCACUACAGACAACGUUCUCCUUCCUCUCAGAGACCUGGAAUCAGCCAAAGGGACACACAUUUUUAAACAAACUUUUCUCCAUUUUUUUUGGACUUCUACAUUCAUCAUUACUACAUGGACACGUGGAAGAAAAGGUUCAACCGUCUGCAAACAAGUUUUUCUAGUUUGCGUGUUUCACAUCUCUUCAUCUUCACUUUGUAUAUUUUAGACCUCUCUUGUUGCUUAAGAGAGCUUUUAUUGUUUGAAUCUGAUGGUGAUUUUUUUCUCUCUCAGUUAAAACAACCAAUGAUUGUAACAUUUUUUAUCAUCUCUUUUCAUUAAUCUCCUUCGUGUAAACUUUGGUAUGAUUGGUUGCCUCCUGACCUGCAUAAAAUUUAAACAAAAGCCUUUUAUGUGGCUGGUUUUGGACUGUUAAUCCUCAGAGUGACUCAUCUUUUCGCAAGUCAUCGUCUUUAAAAGUGCACUUUUUGAAUAUUGCAAGACGUGGGCGUUCCUUUUUUUUUCCAGGCUUUUAACGAGUUUGGGAACUAACCCUGAAAAAUAAGCUGCGUUCACAAGCACCACACACUUCAUUUGAAUGGACCAUUGAUUUGUUUUUUUCUCUCUUUUGUGUUUUAUUCACUAUUGUCUAGCCACAAACUCUCCGCAUGAAAAAGAAAUGAUUGUUUGUACACAGGUACUUGCAGACAAGAUGGGACUUCCUAUUUUCACUGAAGUAUUCCAUUCAUUUUCUACCAGUCAAAUGCUUGCCAUGGACUCACAGAGACCAGACCCACUUUUAUCAGUGUCGAAAUUUCUUGUGCUCUAUGUUAGAGUGUAUUGCUAGCACAUUUACAGUGCUAUAAUGGGGUCAAGAUGGUUGCUCUGAAGAGUUGUUAGUGAGUGCAAAAAUGCCAUUACCCAGUGAUAAGGAUUAGCAGCAGGGUGGCAGCAGGGUGCUCUAGUUUUGAGACAGAACGUCCUUUGCCUGGUGGAUGUGGGUUAAGACCCUGUGCCAGUAAUUGUCCUCCUGCUGAAGUGUCCUUGAGCAGGACACAGAAUCCCUUCAGGCUUAAGGGACACUGCUCUUUAGCCGACCCUGACGUCUGAGGAGGAGAAAAGUCUGAACGAGAUUCAAACAAGGAUCAAUAACAGCUCAAAUAUUUGCAUAUAACUUGAAUUAGCAUUUGUUGAUUUGAAAUCUAAGAUCUUUAAAAGUAAUAUUAAAAUACACAGUGCCAAUGUGACCAAUUGAAAAAGUAUUAUUCCAUUUAUUUGGCAUGUAUUACAACUUGAUUUACUUUUUUAUUACCUUGAAAUUGUCUCAUGCAAUACCACUGAGUAUUGAGAGGCCACCAAAACCAGGAACCUAUAGAAGGCCUACUUGAAAAUAGUAUUUAAUGCUGCUCCAAGUAUUGAUGUGAUGGUAUAUGAGUUGAAAUGAUCACAAGACUAAACCAAAUUUAAAUGAGGAAAAGCAUGGGUUUUUGCUGAUUUAAGGUGAAAAAACAUACUGAGCUUCUUUCUGUAUGCAAGCCCAAAGAUUUCGCUAGAUGCACACUAAGGAGAGACUCGUGGGUGACACUUACUACCUGUGUAUGUUUGUAAAUAAAUUGCUUUGCUUGUUCAAUCAAAA